This is a messenger RNA of Quercus robur (English oak), 906 nucleotides long. RefSeq lists its product as uncharacterized. The transcript has a single exon. NCBI's taxonomy places the organism in Eukaryota, Viridiplantae, Streptophyta, Magnoliopsida, Fagales, Fagaceae. The record is from RefSeq and is a predicted model, not a curated record. Bases 1 to 906 code for a protein of 301 amino acids. Gene Ontology annotation, molecular function: zinc ion binding; nucleic acid binding.
AUGGAAUCUGAGGUCCUUGAACGCAUACAAAAUAUGACACUUACAACAGACGAAGACGAGGUCAUGCCAAUCCGCCCAGUGAAGAGAGAAAAAGUAUUGGAAGAGUUCUCCCUAAGCCUCAUAGGAAAGUUUCUCACAACGAAGAAAAUUAAUAUACGCACAGCCAAGAAUUUACUACGAUCCAUGUGGAAGCUAGGGGAUGAUUUGAAGAUAAUUGAAGUGGGGGAAGGGCUAAUACAGUUCAAGUUUUCGAUGGAAAGCCAAUUGAUGUGGGUUUGGAAUAAUGGGCCAUGGUGUUUCGACAACCAUCUCUUGGCGCUCCGUAGAUGGGAGAAAGGAAUGUCAGUGAGGAACGUUACAUUCACAAAACAACCAUUUUGGAUCCAAGUGUGGGGACUGCCGUUCGACCUUAUUAAUGAAAAGGCGGGGAGCGAUAUAGGGCAGAGUCUCGGCAAGCUUGUGGAGGUGGACAGCAAAGCUUUCACUACGGAGCAAUCACGGUUUCUACGCAUACGGGUGGAAGUCCCUCUGCAUAAACCUCUCAGGCAUGGUGGGCCAGUAAUCAGUCCGGAAGGAGAGGAAACUCGAGUGGCUUUUCGGUAUGAGAGGCUAGUUGGGUGGUGCUUCAACUGUGGCCGAAUCGGUCACGAGCAAGGUGACUGUCUGGUACCUGUGAGUGCAGAAAACGCUGAACGUCCAUAUGGCGAGUGGCUUAAGGCUGGCUACCGGACAAGUAGCACAGAAUCACGAAAGGAACAACCUCAGCAACGUCGAACUCAAAGGGCGACAACUGUACCUCCUCCGACGUCCGAAACCGAUUUGUCCAUUGAACCCGAUACCGAAAAAUCGCCGAGUCAGCCCGAAAUGAACGAAAGCCCGAAAUUCACGGUCCAUGAUCACAGCUAG